GACAAAUAUUACAUUGCCAUAUCGGAUCGGAACAGCAUUCAAAUUUUUCUUCCAAAAUUUUCUUUCCAAAAUUGUAAAUUUAAUUUAUAAGAAUAAAGAAAAGAAAAUGCAUGUUGUUAUGAAAUAAUCGCAGUGACAGUAAAAAAGUGUUUGCAAAGCUAAAAACAUAACAAAAACUAUAAAAAUCAAAAAUGAACUCUGAGUUCAUAGCAAAAUCUCUGAAGUUCCACGGCCAGCCAUUGCAAAAGAUCUGGGCUGGCGAGCGUGGUGACCACGACCUCUAUCAGCUUGGCAUCACCAAUCCCGACUUUUCUGUCUACUUCGAGAGACAGAAGAAUCUAACCUUUCAGGACCGUGCCAAGCGCUUGAAACUCCAUCAAUUCCUUGCGCGAAACGCAGAAAGGCUCUAUAGUCGCGAAUUGCAAAGCGCCAGUGUUAAUACCGGUUCGGAAACAACAACCGGCAGUCGUCAAGAUGCUACGGACAAAAUUGUACCGUUGCCGCCUUAUGAGUACUUCUUGAACACGGCGGGUCAGGAGAAGUCUAAGGUGUGUCAUAGCACGUUGGAUGCAGUGAAACCGGGCCAUAUUGUUUAUGGCAUUGUAACAAAGACAACCGCGACGGCAAUUUUGGUGAAGGUGUUGUGCACCCGCGAGCCGCUGGUGCGCUACCUAGCAGACAUAAAUGUCAAGGCGCACGUUCCUAACAACUUCAUGGUCCCAGGAUACGAUGAGAAGGGCAAUCCCAAAAACUACGCUGCAAACGUUUUUGUUUGUUGCGAAGUUCUGGAUAUUUCGGUGGACGCCGAUCGCAUGACGCUCGGCAUGAAGAGAGUUCUCACCAAGGAUACCUCAGCCCCGCUGGGACUCAUCCUGCCGGAACAAAUUCCCGAUUAUUACAGGAGAAUCAUAAGCGAAUCCUCGGAUAGCUACAUGGACUACUUGCGCAGUUCGAAGGUGUUCCACAACACGAACUGCUAUGAGAUUCUCUAUCAGGAGGUGGGCUUGGACAUAAAUGACACCUUCAGUCAUAUGGCAAGUCUCAAACACCGCUACCCCACCCAGGACUAUGCCAUCGAGCUGAGGCAGACUCAGGCCAGCAAAUGGGCUUUUAGGUCCGUGGCCGAUGGAAUUGAGCACUUUAAAAUUGGCCGGCACGUUGAGGCUUUUCAGUGUCUGAACAAAGCACUGAGCAUCGAUCCGAGGAAUGUGGAGGGGUUGGUAGCGCGCGGAGCACUCUACGCCAACAAGGGAUCAUUUGUCAAGGCCGUGGAGGACUUCGAGACGGCAUUGAAGUUGAAUUCGUUCCACACGAAUGCCAGGAAAUACAUGGGUGAGACUUUGGUCGCUCUGGGCAGGAGCUAUGAGGAGGAAAACAAAAUGGAGGAGGCCGUCAAGGCCUAUCAGAAUUGUCUGAACAUUAUACCCAACCACGAACAGGCAAGGAUCUCGUUGGAUGCCCUGAUGCGACGCCCGGGACUUGGAGGUCCAUUAAUUGACAUAAAUAUGCUCUCGAUUCCAGUUAAAUUCUCCACAGGUUCGUCGGAUUUGAAGAAAAAGAAAAAAUCAAAGCACAAAUCCUCGAGCUCCUCCUCCAGCAGUGAAGACUCAUCGGAUUCCUCAUCAGGCAGCGAUUCUUCUGAUGAUAGUUCAGAUUCAGGAGACGAUAAGCAAAAGAAAAAGAAUCGCAAGCAAAAGUCAUUGUCGCCACUUAGCAAGCGAAUGGGUGACAUGAAUUCAGGCAGCGUUGGAUCAUCAGGUUUUGAAUUUAGUCAACCUUUUCAUUUGAUCCAGAAAGAUUCACAAACGGAUUAUAAUGAAAUGGAUGACUUUUUGGGAGCAGGAGCGGACGAUGACUAUGAGACACGAGUUCAAAAGCUCAUAAAAGAAGCCUCGAAACAUAAGAAACUACGGGAGGGUAAGUCUUCAACGUCUUCGUCGAAGGCGAAAAAAUCAAAGAAAAAAAAGAAGAAGGCUAAAAAAGAAGCCGCACGUCUGGAAAAGAAGUCUAAACGUGAGGCCUUUCAGCAAGAGACCGUAUUUCCAAAACCACCACCAAUGGACGCUAUCGCCUUGAAUAAUAGUCUUGAAAAGUACGAACGAAGUAUUAUGGAGCUGAAUGCUUUUCAAAAGCCGCCACCGGCAAAAGCAACGAUGGAAAUCAUUGAUCUAGACAACGAGGAACCACCUCCGGCGCCGUCCUUCAACCGGGCUGUAAAACCUCGAGCGGAAUCGCCAAUACCCCCAGCACCGAAAUCUUCGAAAAUAUCCAUAAAAAUACAGAAUCCUGGACCUUCGUCUUCUGCUUCUUCGAGUGCUCGGGGCGCUCAGGUGCCUCCGCCGCCGACGACGGCGAUAAACUCUUCGUCUGCAGCACAGAAUAGAUCGUCACGAUUCAUGCCGGGCAUGAAAGAGCAGGAGAACAAUUCCUUUAAACCGUUCCCCAUUAAGGGCCCAGUGGUUCUGGACAAAUUCGGUUGCUUUCGUCUGGCUACAGUUCCGGCUACCGAUAAUCUGGCUGAUCAGCGAGACAAAAUGCAUAUUUAUUCUCGCACCAACAUCCAUUGUCGUUCGAGUUCGCGUUCACUGUCUCGUUCGCGGUCGAGGGGGCGUAGUAGGCGUAAGUCGAAGUCCCUUACCAGACACCGGUCGAAGUCGUCUGACAGGAAUGGGGUGAAGGGGCGUUCGCGUCGUUCUCGAUCAAGGUCUCGUUCACCACGUUCACGACGUACUCGGCGUCGUUCUCGUUCACGUUCUAGAUCACGUGGACGCCGGCCUUCCAGAGGAGGUCGACGACGUUCACCACCAACAAGGAGGCGCUCGAAGACUCGAUCCCGAUCGAGAGGCCGUCGUCGCAGCCCAUCUCCGUUCAACCCCAAUCGUCGUCCUCGUCCCGGUUCACCGAUUCGUCGCCGACGAGGCAACAGUCCCGACGACCGUAAAGGUUCCUUUGGUGACAGCACGCCCAAAAAGGUCUUUGGCAAUCGAGUGUGGCAACGUCCGGUUGAUAAUUCUAAGCAGUCCAGAUGGGGUGAAAAAUUGGACAAUAAAGACAAUCCAUCAGCGUCUUCGUCUUCUUCUUCAGCCCCAGCCCCCGCCGCCGCUGCCGGUGCCAGUGCUUCUAAAGCACCCAGCGGCAUUGACGGGCGUUGGAAGCAUGAUAAGUUCGUGAAGGAGGAUGGAAUUUCUUUGGAGGAAAUUGAUAAGAUCAUCACCCAAGCUAAAAAAGAACGCAAAGAGGAGAUUUUGCAAAGAGAUAAAAAGAUACUAAAGAAAAAUCCAACUAAUAAUUUUCUAUAGGUACAAAAAUAAUAAAACAAAGCAUUGGGUUAGAAUUUUUUUUAUUUUAUUUGUUUGCUUUUGGAAUAAACUUAUUUUUAUUGUUUGAAUGAGAGCCAUUAAAAAUAUACUCAAAACUCGGGAGACUUA
This is a messenger RNA of Eupeodes corollae, 3428 nucleotides long. RefSeq names its product tetratricopeptide repeat protein 14 homolog. Lineage: Eukaryota; Metazoa; Arthropoda; Insecta; Diptera; Syrphidae. The coding region runs from base 192 to 3299 and encodes 1035 amino acids. The transcript has 10 exons. Gene Ontology annotation, molecular function: protein binding. The record is from RefSeq and is a predicted model, not a curated record.